Molecule: messenger RNA, 1220 nt
Organism: Cucurbitaria berberidis CBS 394.84
Lineage: Eukaryota; Fungi; Ascomycota; Dothideomycetes; Pleosporales; Cucurbitariaceae
Exons: 4
Coding region: 118-885 (255 amino acids)
Cellular component (GO): membrane; endomembrane system
Source: RefSeq, a predicted model, not a curated record
GUUAAUACACGUCAUCCAUCAUAUAGAUUUCGUUUCUGUGUAGUUCAAUUCGUUACUUCUGAGCCAGAUUGCAUCUUCUUUGAGGGGUUGUGGCUGUUACCCGGAAUCUCGUCCAAAAUGAGCGGAACAGGAAAUUUAAGCCGGCGGCAUCCGCUACAGCGGUUUGCGUCACCGUCGAAGGGAUUUUCAGGCGCUUUACAUGUCGCUGGUCUUAUCAGCUUCUACCAUUCAUUUAAAUUUUUGGCGGAUAACCCCAAUGCCAUCAACGAAUCCUUCGGGUGGCAUUUCCAGUUCCUCACCAUCAUCGGCAUAUCAAUCAGCACAGCAUGCUUUACCUCGGGCUUGCUAGCGGACAUUACAAACUCGCACACCUUUUACACAGUAAAGAAUUAUCUCGCUCUUGUCGCCGCGCCCAUCGAGAUCGUUAUCAGUCUGCUCUACUGGGGUUUGCGCGCCAUCGAUGACGGCUUAGUAGUACCACCGGACCUACCGAUGCCGCCCGUUCUGUAUGAUCUGGGCUUUCACCUGGUUCCUGCUGUCGUGUUGACGCUCGAUGCGAUACUACUAAGUCCACCAUGGCCGACGAUGCCUAUGAAUCCUCAAGCGCCAACCAUUAUGCUCGUUACUUCGACCGCAAUUGCAUUUGCAUACUGGUGGUGGAUUGAGCUGUGCUACUCGUACAAUGGGUUUUACCCGUAUCCGUUGUUCGGAAUGCUGACAACGGCUCAACGCGUGGGUCUGUUUGCAAUAAGUGGCGCCACCAUGUGGGUGGUGGGGGGAGCGUUGAGAGUGCUGUACGCGUGGGUGAAUGGGUAUGAGUCGGUUGAGGAGCUGGAUAAGACCAAGAGGGCGUACAAGAUGAGGGUAGAAGGGAAACGGGACUGAUUCAUACAUCUAUCAGAGUUGAUAGCAUCAGUUAUCUCAUGGAGAGCCAGGAGACUUCGAUGAUCAAAAGCAUGAAGCGUCGAGGUCAAGCGUUGUGUAUAGAUGGCUGGAGUUUGAUUGGUUACGAGCGUCAUGACGCAGAGUCUUUUUGAAUGUAAACAUAGAAGCUUUUGUAAGGGGAAGAUGCCUUCAGGGGCACGCGCUAUGCUAAAAAUGCGCUCGAUUGACAGGAGCGACGACUUUGACGUCCAGAAUUGUAUGGAUGCACUCGUUUCUAUCACAUUCCUUGUAUUAAAACACGCAUAUUGAAAUCAGCGAUACUGUACAAGCCACAA